CUUAAGUCCAGGAAUGCAGCCCCUAAGUCCGAGAACCCAAUAAGAACGGGCAGCUGUAUAAAAAUACCCCUUGUAUAGAAUAUACAACGGGUCACCUGUAGGCGUCUCUCAUUGUAGCCCCGCCCAGCCUUGGCACUACAGCGAGCCCCGGACGCGUCAUGCGCGGGCUAACUAGCAAGCGGGCACGGUUGAAUGGGCAUUGCGCAUCGAAUGGGCGUUGUUGAUUGCACGAAUGGUGCUAGCCAUGUAAACGUGCACGUCAUAUGCUGAGGUGCUCCUGCAACCUGAACGUCUCAGGGCGGCGCCACAGGCAUGCUGAGGAAGCUGCUGCGCAAGCUGGUGCAGUGGGCGCGCACGGAGCGGGUGCCCAUGCUGGAGGGUGCGCUGGCGACUGCAGAAGCUGACCUGCUGGAGACCGACAUGGGCAUACUGGGCGACGCCAUCCACUGUUUCAUCGAGGCAGUGGAGGUGCCGGUGCUGGUGCUGUGCGACGAGGUGCAGAGCCUGUUCCUGCCGACCCUCGGCGGUGAGCCGGACGUCAACGGUGUCGAGUACGUCCGCAACAGGUUCAUGAAGCAGCUGCUGGUGGGAGGGCCCCGCACCGUGCUGUGGUGCCUGACAGCGAGCUCCAUGGCACACACGUGGAUCAGUGUGGCCAAGAUGCCGCCCAACGGCCAUUGUGUCAUCGUCAGCAACACCGCCGUCCACCUGCCGGCGACCUACAGCGCCGCACACAUGGAGUGGGCGUGGCAGCGCCUGCAGCAGGUCAGGUAUCCGCAUGUGGUGCUGGACCGCCGGCUGCUGGAGCUGUGCCCGCGGUCAGUAGCGCUCCUGGUGGUCCUGGUGAACGCCUGGGUCACUGAGGGGUGCCCCAGCAACGCGGAGGCCUUCCUGUGCGAUUUCGUGCGGUUGAAGGUCAUGGACGAGUCGCUCAGGGAGUGGAAGGUUGGGCUGGAGUCCAUGCCGCUGUCGCAGCGGCUCGCCAUCCUGGACCUGUCGGUGCCGGCCGUGGGGGCGGACACCAGAAAGCAGCUGCUGCAUACCGGCCUGCAAACGUUCCUGCAGCCGCACCUGGACAAGACGGUGGACGGCCGCUGCUACCUCCGCGACUCGCACCAGCGCCAGAUUGUGCGGCUGCUGUUACGGGAGAGGUGGAGCGAGCUGGGGUACAACGUCAGCCUGACGCAGCUGGACUCCGGGUGGAACCUGUUCUACCUGGGGGAGGCCGCGGACUACCUGCUCGGUCUCGAAGCAAGCCGCCGCUGGCAGCAGCUUGCACAGCCGCUGCCAGCUGGAACCGACGCAUUCGAGGCCAAACUACAGGUCAUCGCCGACGGCGUCGCCAACAAGCUGCGGGCGGCCGAAGCGGCCGCAGGCGGCGCUCAGCAACAGCAGCAGCAGCAGCAGCAGCAGCAGCCGGGCGGCGGCGCGGAGCUGGACCCCCAGGAGCUGUGGGAGCGGCAGCCCUGGUUCCAGAAGGUGCUGAACUCGGAGUGGAACGAACUCGACCUCAAGGCCCACCUGAACAACAAGCAGGCGCGGCACACGCACCUGGCCAUGCUGGUCUUCUACCUGCGGCUGAGCCGCAAAGCGCUGGGCCACGCAAAGCCGUGGGAUCGGGCGGCUGGUGCCAUCUUGGAUGUGGACAUCGUCGAGGCGCUGCCCGGUGCGCUGGGCCAGCCCCUCUUUGACGUCAACGAGGCCAUGGUAGAGGCGCUGCGGCUGGUAUCGGGCCCCACCUUUGAAGCCGCAGCCGCUGUGUUUGCGGCGGAGCUAUCAGGCAGCGUCGCUGGUGGCGGCGGCCUGAGCAGCGGCGAAGGAGGCGAUGGCAGCACCAGCCGGGGCGGUGGGCGUGGCGGCAGUCGCGGCGGCGGAGGGCAGGGGCGUGGCGCAAGGGCAGUGCACGACCGGUACACGUGUCCGCCCUCGGGACCAGCAGCGGCAGGGUGGGGCCAGCGCCCGCCGCUGGCGUACACCGCCAGCGGCAGUCGUGUGGGGUGGGGCAAGGGAGGGCAGCGAGCAGCCACGCUUGCGCCGAGCCGGCGCGUGCGGCUGCCGCUCGUUGCACAGGUGGUACCAGCGGCCUCAGCAGCGAUGGGGUCGCGACUACUGCGUGGCUGUUAGUGAAGGCGCCUGUACCGCUGUGUGUUCCGAUCGCUGCCGCUGCUGAUAGCCGUGGCUUGCUGUGCACCGCUGCGUGCUACGAAGUCGGUACGUGGCUCAACGGCUAAGUCAGCAAGCAGUCAGGUAGAAGCGCCGAGUAGGAGUGAGAGUCAGUGGGGUAUGUAAGCGUCUUGCUCGUAGCCGCUUAUAUACCCCUCUGACUCUCACUCCUACUCGGCGCUUCCACCUGACUGCUUGCUGACUUCGAUGUUACCUGCGGGGCGUGCGUGCGUGCCUGCGCGCCGUGGGAAGGCACGCUUGCUGUGCGAGGCUGCACUGAUUGUACGACUGACUGUCCUGCACUGGCCGCAUCAGGUGUGUGCCGUGUACCAUAUGUGUAGCUGUGUGUAGCAGCUCGCAUGAGCAUGGGCACUUCUGAAUGGGCAGCAUGGUGCAGAACGGUAGACUGGGUGGCGAAACAUACGCUGUUUCAGGACAUGUACCGCAACUUGAUAUUACAUUUUUGAGGCGGUAUGGAGAUUACUGCCAUGCAAUCCAUAGAGCAUGCCUAAAUUCGGUGUACGGACUUAGCCAUGUCAAAUGCCCGCCACGCAACUGCGAACAAUAACGGUACGAUGCUAUGAAAAGGAACGGGGCGUGUGGUGGGCCUGGAGGGGGCCAGCGGAUGGUUUGAAUGGCCCCCCUCCAGGCCCACCAUACGCCGCGUUCCUUUUCAUAGCAUCGUACCGUAAUUGUUCACUCUUGAGUUGCGGACAAGUUGCUACUAGAUUCUUGGAAGCGCACGUACAGGACAUCUGCACGUGAGCGUUGUUGCUAUUUAGAUGUCUGCGUCCUGGCAUUGUGGGUCACAGUGCAUCUACGCGUUGCACUCAUGCACGGUGUUGGCAGGACCGGACCGGACGUGGAGCAUGGACUAGGCUGAAGUUCGUGAACGUGUACUAGAGGCUGCCGCCCACCAAGCACCGCCCCCCAAAUGUUUGCUGUUGGAGUUGUCGUGUGGCAGACCGGCACGGAUGACUUGUAGAGCAGCGCGGCCGCCCUGUAAUCGUCUGACGUC
This is a messenger RNA of Chlamydomonas reinhardtii, 3181 nucleotides long. RefSeq lists its product as uncharacterized. The transcript is spliced from 7 exons. The record is from RefSeq and is a predicted model, not a curated record. Lineage: Eukaryota; Viridiplantae; Chlorophyta; Chlorophyceae; Chlamydomonadales; Chlamydomonadaceae. Bases 313 to 2124 code for a protein of 603 amino acids.